Kuraishia capsulata CBS 1993 is the source of this 2283-nucleotide messenger RNA. RefSeq lists its product as uncharacterized. The transcript has a single exon. Gene Ontology annotation, molecular function: protein binding. Bases 1 to 2283 code for a protein of 760 amino acids. NCBI's taxonomy places the organism in Eukaryota, Fungi, Ascomycota, Pichiomycetes, Pichiales, Pichiaceae. The record is from RefSeq and is a predicted model, not a curated record. Gene Ontology annotation, cellular component: endosome.
AUGAGCUCAAACGUUCUGGAGAUUCCUUUUCGAAUUACCGAGGAUGUUCCAUUGGGGGAGGCCAUAACUAAGAUCAUUGAGAAUGAAUUCUACCAAUCAUCCAGAUCGUUCAUCGAGGACAUUCGUGAGAUCGACCGCCUACGCCAUGAUAUUGUGAUACCCGCGGUGUCAUUAGAAAGCUUGGGACUGCUUCAAAAGUAUUAUGUGAAUCUGCAAUGUUUAAUGAAAAAAAUGCCGGAUGAUCUCGUGGUAUUCCCCUGGUCCAAUACUUUGGGGGGCCAUGUGUCUCGUCCUAACAAGAUAAAAUCACUGCGAUUUGAGGCAUUGAAUGUCGCGUAUAACAUUGGAGCUCUUUAUUCGCAACUGGGAUAUCAGCAAUCGCGUAAGAGUGUGGAAGGCAUGAAAAUAUCGUGUGCUUACUUCCAGUUUGCUGCUGGGGCCUUCGCUAUGUUGCUCAAGCUCACCAAAGACAGCGAGAGGCUUUUUGAUAUUCCUUCAGAGUUGCAGCCGGAGAUAGUGGUUGUUUUCAAGGACCUCAUGCUGGCCCAAGCGCAGGAGAGUAUCUGGCAACGCGCAGUGGGACUCAAGACGAGGGACUCAGCGAUUGCCAAACUCGCUAUUCAGGUCAAAGACUUUUACUAUCUGGCCAAAGAGGGUGCUUUGAAGACUCGUGCGAUUCCCCAAGGAUGGAAAAAUCAUAUCACAUUGAAAAUGUACCAUUUCCAGGGAGCUGCUUACUACAGACAAUCAUUGAUGUAUCUUGAAAGUGGGAACCAUGGGGCCCAAGUGGCAUUCUUAUUGGCAGCCAGUGAGGCAGGCAAAAAUGCAACGGCUAAUACCAAGGGGGUUUCUCCUGCUGUUUUGGACGAUUUACAGAGUUUUCUGGCUGUUUUGAGCGAAGAUGCACGCAAAGCUGAACGCGACAAUGACCUGAUAUAUCUCGAGAAAGUCCCGGAAUUGAGCAGCUUACCCGACAUAAAAAGAGCGCUGAUAGCCAAAGCAGGCAGCAUCGAUAUUGAAGAUAUCGAAGCAUGCGAGAAGGAUCAUCAUAAGUAUGGAAGACCACUAUUUCAGAACAUUAUCCCAUUUUCAGUUUUUCGGAUUGCUCAGUCCUUUAAGGAGAGACAGCUAGAGUAUGUGGAGAAGGAGCUGAAGAAUCCAGUAAGGCAGUUGUCUAAUGAAAUGUCAGCAUACUUGAGUUCCAAAGGACUACCAUCAGCCGUUGAAGCUUUGGAAAGACCACAUACUCUACCAGAUUCAAUACGACAGCACUCAGAAUCGAUUAAAAACGACGGUGGAGUACCUGCAAUUGUAAAAUCGUUGCAACUAUUGGACUCACAGAGCAAUAAGUGCUCAAGCAUUCUCGAACGCUGCCAGAAAAAGAUAGACGAUGAAGAACUAGAAGAUACAUCAUUUAGAGAGAGGGAAGGAUCGCGGAGAUGGACCCGUUCGAAUACCAAAGAGGCCGCCUCAAAGCUGAUUUCUAGAAUCCAGAAUGGAAUCGAUACGAAGGCCAAAGCUAGCGAAGGAGACCAGGUAAUCAAUCACGAAUUCACUGAGAUACAGGAUCUUCUUGAGAUUUAUGGUGCAAGCAACAGCGAGAACCUUCUCAAGGAAAGGCUCCCUCCUGCAGUUAUCGCUGAACUUGAUCCAGCUAUGAAGUCCGUGGUGACAAGUCUGAGUGAGAAGCUCAAAGAAUGUCGCAUAAUAGAGGAGAAUCGCGACGAUUUCAUGGAAUCUGUUGAUAGCAAAUCAGACCGCUGGAGUAUUAUGGCAAAAAUGGUUUCGGAAUACAAAACGUUGAAGAAUCAAGGAAACGACAAGGAAAUCACGGAGGAUAACUUCAUUGGUAUUUAUCGGAGAGAGCUCAGUGUGUUUGAGAGUGAUUCUCUCUAUGUGAUUAAACAGCGUGAACAGCAAACUGACAUCUUGAAGGAUGUGGACAAGUUCUUUGCAAAGUUUUCACAAUUGAAGGAAAUUGGUAUGGACGUUCCUCAAAAUCGCCGCCUAGUUCUUCAAUCAAUGGAAGACUCAUUCAAGGCAUACAAAGUCUUGACUCGGAACAUUGAAGAUGGUGUGCAGUUCUACAGUAAGUUCAUCCCUACGUUGAUGGCUCUGCUACAUGAUUGCGAGGCAUAUGCGGAAGGGAGACAGAUCGAGGCUAGAGAAAUUAUGUCAAAGCUGAGCCAGGUGGGCAUUGGUGCUAAUCCUUCUUUUGGCGCUUCGGAUGGUAAGUCUAGUCAAGGUAUUUGGACUCCUGGUGAUGAUAUUAAGUUUGGGUGA